Messenger RNA from Vombatus ursinus (common wombat), 2288 nucleotides. It is a transcript of the gene SLC7A3, whose product is annotated as solute carrier family 7 member 3. Gene Ontology annotation, molecular function: amino acid transmembrane transporter activity. Bases 194 to 2011 code for a protein of 605 amino acids. Gene Ontology annotation, biological process: transmembrane transport; amino acid transport. Gene Ontology annotation, cellular component: plasma membrane. The transcript is spliced from 13 exons. Lineage: Eukaryota; Metazoa; Chordata; Mammalia; Diprotodontia; Vombatidae. The record is from RefSeq and is a predicted model, not a curated record.
AAGCGGUGAGCAGCAGCAGCCGGGGAGCAGUGGCAGCGGAGGAGUUGGCGACGGGAGCAGAGGGCACCUGAAGCCAAGCCAACCCAACCCUACCCAGCGAUCGAGUGGACGGAGAGCCCCUCUGAGGCAAGGGUGUUGGCCUCUGCUUGAUACAAUCGCCAAAGCUGAAGACCCUAGUGACCUGGAGGGUAAGAUGCUUCGCCAGGCCCUGAGGCGCUUUGGGCAGAAGCUUGUUCGCAGAAGGGCCCUGGAUCCGGGCUUGGGGGAGAGCCGCUUUGCUCGAUGCCUGAGCACCCUGGAUCUGGUGGCUCUCGGGGUGGGCAGCACAUUGGGUGCGGGUGUCUAUGUGUUGGCUGGCGAAGUGGCUAAGGACAAAGCCGGCCCAGCCAUCGUGAUCUGCUUCCUUGUGGCGGCCUUGGCCUCUGUGCUGGCUGGCCUCUGCUAUGCUGAGUUUGGGGCCCGAGUCCCCCGCACUGGUUCAGCUUACCUUUACAGUUAUGUCACUGUGGGGGAGCUAUGGGCCUUCACCACUGGCUGGAACCUCAUCCUUUCCUAUGUCAUCGGUACUGCCAGCGUGGCUAGGGCCUGGAGCUCUGCCUUUGACAAUCUGAUUGGGAACCACAUUUCACUGGCCCUCCAGGGUAAUGUUUCUCUGCGUGUGCCCCGGAUCUUGGCGGAAUACCCAGACUUCUUUGCUCUUGGCCUUGUACUGCUGCUCACCGGGCUGCUGGCACUGGGGGCCAAUGAGUCAGCAUUGGUGACCAAGGUGUUCACAGCUGUGAACCUGCUCGUUCUGGGCUUUAUUAUCAUUGCUGGUUUCAUCGAGGGUGACAUCCACAACUGGCAGCUCACCCAGAAAGACUAUCAAGAGGCUGGCUGUGGACCUAAUGCCAAUCACAGCAUCGGCAGUUUGGGCUCUGGGGGCUUUGUGCCAUUCGGUGUAGGUGGUAUCCUCCGAGGGGCAGCCACCUGUUUCUAUGCAUUUGUUGGUUUCGACUGCAUUGCCACUACUGGGGAGGAGGCACGAGACCCUCAGCGCUCCAUCCCCGUGGGCAUCGUAGUAUCACUGUUGGUCUGCUUUGUGGCAUACUUUGGUGUGUCUGCUGCACUUACUCUCAUGAUGCCGUAUUACCUGCUGCUACCUGAGAGCCCCUUGCCAGAGGCCUUUCAUUACAUGGGAUGGGCGCCUGCCCGAUACCUUGUGGCUGUUGGCUCCCUUUGUGCCCUCUCUACCAGCCUCCUGGGCUCCAUGUUCCCCAUGCCUCGAGUGAUCUAUGCCAUGGCAGAGGAUGGCCUUCUGUUUCGGGCCUUUGCUCGAGUCCAUUCCAGGACACGCACCCCCCUUGUGGCCACGAUUGUCUCGGGCGUCACUGCAGCCCUGAUGGCGUUUCUUUUUGAGCUCACUGAUCUUGUGGACCUCAUGUCAAUUGGGACACUGCUUGCCUACUCCCUGGUGGCCGUUUGUGUUCUCAUCCUCAGGUACCAGCCUGAUGAAGUAAUGCAGCCAAAGGUAGAUCAAGCUGUGGAAAUGCAGUGGCCACAAGAGGAUAAGGAGGAGCCAGAGCCUGAGAAUAAGCUCCAGACCCUUCUGAACCUAUUCUGCCCAUCCUACUCUACGCCCACCCAGCUCUCUGGCCGUAUUGUCUAUGCAGCUGUCUCGAUUCUUGCUGUGGUGAUAACCAGCUUGUGCUUGGUACUGGCCCAGUGGUCAGAGCAGCUGGUGGCUGGGAACCCCACCUGGGUUACUGUGAGUGCCCUACUCCUGGUGCUAGUGGUUGUGACCACUGUCAUCAUUUGGAGGCAGCCCCAGAACCCGACUCAUCUCCAUUUCAAGGUGCCCGCACUGCCUCUCCUCCCACUGCUGAGCAUCUUUGUGAAUGUUUAUCUCAUGAUGCAGAUGAAGGCUGGCACCUGGGCCCGAUUUGGGGUCUGGAUGAUGGUUGGGUUUGCCAUCUACUUCACCUAUGGGAUCCGGAACAGCCUGGAGGGUCAGAAUGACCCAGUGCCCUAGCGCUCCUUCUGUCUGACUCCAACAGCCUGGAGAUGCUGUCAGUGCAACACUGGAGAUUGCCUCUGUCUUUGUGUUUUUGCUCAACUCAUCUUCUUGGGUCACAGGGGACUUGGGCUGCUAUUGGGCCAGGUGGGUCAUGAGGCCUGGGGAUGUCUUUUGUUGGGUCCCUGGAAGGGUAAGGGGUGGGGUUCUUAUACAGAACUGCAUUUAUUGUGAUUGAAGGACUGACCUUUUGCUGUUUCUUGUCUGACCUUUUUUACUGUCUUGUCUACUUUGU